AAACACGCCCUUCGAAAUAUUUUUCGGAGAUUCAAAUUCCCGCCAAUACUAUUCACCGCUUUCAAAUUUAUCGCUUUCUUUCUUCUCUACGCUGUUUUGAUUCUGUUCAGGGAAGCUAUUAUCACAUGGGAACUAAUAGAAAGAGAAGGAUAAAGGCCUUGGAACCACAUUCAGAAAUUAAUGUGCAAGGUUGUAAGGGAGUUGAUAAAUCUAGGAAGAUAGGUGUCGAGCAGCAGCUUCAGGGAGCAACAGGAAAAACAGAAAAGAAUGAGCAGGCAUCACCUUCUGGUUUGGGUGACCCAGUAUCUUCGAAGUCUAAAACUACGACAACCGGUUUUGUGGAAGAAAUUACAACGCCACCUGCACUUGACCUGAAUACAGAAGAAAGACUUCAUCCUUUCACUAAGAUUAAGUUGCAGCUCUUUCCAAUAGAUGAAAGCACUUGUCUAGGAUUAGAAAAGGAUGGGUUUCAUUCAUACUUGGAACUGACUUUAAGUGCUAGAAAGAAGAUAUCCUCUGUGCUUAAGCACAUUGAUACCAAGUGGGGCAGGUCAAGCAUCGCUGUAGGGGAACCCAUGCUUUUCCCAUAUUUAGCAGAAAAUCUGACCAGUUACCGAUGGACUAGAAAUGACAUUUGUAUCAGUGCCAGGGAUGUCUAUGCAACAAUUGGAAGCCCAUCUGUGUUUCGUUUAAGGAAUGGGUGGAUGUGUGAUCUUGAAGCAAAAGCCUUGAGGCAGCCUUCUGGUGUAAAAGCUGAGAUAACUAGUGAAGAAUCUGGAACAAGUGGAGAAACAAAUGAAGCAGUUACUGAGAAGAUGUCUAAUGGAGUUGGUUCAAUGUUGCUGGAAGAGAUGGAUUCGCUGGCUGACAAGACCUUCACUCACAAGAAGCCACCGCCUACCUUUGUAGCUGGUGCAAAUGGUGAAUCGGUUCCAAAUGAAUUGUAUGAUGACUUUGUCGCACAAGAUAGUGCGUUGGCAUCGUGGCUGCUGUCAACGAUCAGCUCGCAUAUGCUUUCUCAAUUUGUUGGGGCAGAGACUGCGAUGGCUGCUUGGAACAAGGUCCUGCAGUUCUUUGCAAACCGCUCCACCACGGCAGUCAUCAGUCUCCAUUAUAAGCUUCAGUCACUCCGGAAAGGAGAUGACAGCAUGCGGACGUACUUGACCCGGAUCAAGGAAGUUUGUGAUGCGUUGACAUCGUGUGAUAGUUCCAUCUCCAAUGCAGAAUAA
Molecule: messenger RNA, 1229 nt
Organism: Hibiscus syriacus
Lineage: Eukaryota; Viridiplantae; Streptophyta; Magnoliopsida; Malvales; Malvaceae
Exons: 8
Coding region: 126-1229 (367 amino acids)
Biological process (GO): pattern specification process
Cellular component (GO): nucleus
Molecular function (GO): chromatin binding
Source: RefSeq, a predicted model, not a curated record